Messenger RNA from Ictidomys tridecemlineatus (thirteen-lined ground squirrel), 2947 nucleotides. NCBI's taxonomy places the organism in Eukaryota, Metazoa, Chordata, Mammalia, Rodentia, Sciuridae. The record is from RefSeq and is a predicted model, not a curated record.
GUCGCCAUGGCUGCCGUUGACAGCUUCUACCUCUUGUACAGGGAAAUUGCCAGGUCUUGCAAUUGCUAUAUGGAAGCGCUGGCUUUGGUUGGAGCCUGGUACACGGCCAGGAAAAGCAUCACCGUCAUCUGUGACUUCUACAGUCUGAUCAGGCUGCACUUCAUCCCUCGCCUGGGGAGCAGGGCAGACCUCACCAAGCAGUACGGAAGAUGGGCCGUCGUCAGUGGUGCAACAGAUGGGAUUGGAAAAGCCUAUGCCGAAGAGUUAGCGAGCCGAGGUCUCAACAUUAUUCUGAUGAGUCGGAAUGAAGAGAAGCUGCGGACAGUUGCCAAAGACAUAGCCGACACCUACCAAGUGGAAACGGAUAUCAUAGUUGUGGACUUCAGCAGGGGCCGUGAGAUCUAUGUUCCCAUUGCAGAAGCCCUGAAGGACAAAGACGUUGGCAUCUUGGUAAACAAUGUGGGCGUGUUUUACCCCUACCCCCAGUAUUUCACUCAGGUCUCCGAGGACAAGCUCUGGGACAUCAUAAAUGUGAACAUCGCCGCUGCUAGUUUGAUGAUCCACAUAGUGUUACCAGGAAUGGUGGAGAGAAAGAAGGGUGCCAUCGUCACCAUCUCCUCUGGCUCCUGCUGCAAACCCACUCCACAGCUGGCUGCCUUCUCUGCUUCAAAGGCCUACUUAGACCAUCUCAGCCGAGCGCUGCAGUACGAGUACGCCUCUAAAGGGAUCUUCGUGCAGAGCCUCCUCCCCUUCUACGUGGCCACCAACAUGGCUGGACCUAGCAGCUUUCUGCACAGAUGCCCCUGGCUGGUGCCUUCACCAAAAGUAUAUGCACAUCAUGCUGUCUCUACCCUGGGGAUUUCCAAAAGGACCACAGGAUACUGGUCCCACUCUAUUCAGUUUCUUUUUGCACAGUAUAUGCCUGAGUGGCUCUGGGUAUGGGGAGCAAAUAUUCUCAACCGCUCCUUACGCAAGGAGGCCUUAGCCUGCACAGCCUGAGUCCCGACCGUCAGUCAAGUUUUGCCAAGUCAUGGUAACCGGCAGUAUUCCGACAUUUGGAAACACAUUUAAUUUAUCUGAUGUAUUUUCUUUUUGACUGAUGAUCAGUGUGCUGUUAAUUCAUCGUUUGUAAGGCAAAGUCUUGGAGAGCUGUGAUAAACCUCCAGGGCCAGUGGAUGGCGUGGAACAACUAACUCCUGAGUGUGGGAACUGGUGAAGACGCCUAGAUGUGAUUGCUUUGUUCCAAGCUGUUCAAGAGGGGUGUUGACAUCAGAGCUACGGCAGCAAACACUUAUAACAGACUUGUCAGCGCUUCAGUUUCAGAUGUCGUGUUUUAAGGGAAAUGGCCUAUUUUCCCUUUACGGAUGACAGCAGUGUUAGUUUUGAAAUGUUCACUAGGAAGACUAUUGAAAAGUGUUAUUUUGUAACUGAGAUCUCUGGUGUUAGCUUAGGAAUCUGGUUGGGCUGCCGGAGGACAGAGAUGCAGAACCUGUGUGCUGUGCUGUGUGUGAGCAGCUCUACACAGGGUUAAGUUACAAAAGAGCCUUGUCAGGGUGGGUAACGGGAAGCUUCACGGGGUGAUACAGACCCAGGCUCUUCCUUUCCAGACCAGACAAGCCUGCCAGGUUUGUGCUGUGGGUUUGCCUGUCUGCUGCUGCUUCCUCCAUGUUGUUUGUGUUUCCCAGGUCUGGGGUGAGUGUGUUCCUAGACUUGGAGAUCUAAUGAGUAACCGUUAGUCACUAUCUUUUGAUUUGUAAUUGUGGUCAAGUAGUGAUUUCUGAACCUAUGAUCCAUUUUAUAACUGAAACUUAGCCCUUUUGAUCUUGUUAUAGCUGGUUUUCAUACACUUUUCUAUGUAAAAUGAUUCCAUUCCGGUAGUAGUAUUGAUAUAAACAUCAAGUAUUUAUGGAAUAGUACUUAAAAUAUGGACAGAUUAUGUGUGUGAUAUGAUGUAUCUGUUGCAAUAAUGUUAGAAGCUCAUUUUUUGGUCCAUGUAAUGAAUUAUGCAUUAUUGUGAGUACUUUUAUUGAUGUAAUGAUAAUUAUGCACAAACCCCACAAUAUGGAUUAGCAUUGACACCUACAGUGAAAUAUCUUUAAUUCAGAUCCUAUAAAGCCAACCAUUUUUUGUGGGCCACAUACCUAGCACUCAGAAUUUAUGUAAGUUUCUAUAUGAAUAUGGUAACAUGGGCGGAUUUAAAAUUCAGAGCUUAAUAUCAUGACACUGAAGAAGCUGGUCAUUUGGUUGAGGCCAGGACUGGUGUGGGAUCGUCCUGCUGUGAGGCCGUCUUCCACAGUGUGCCUAAGCACACCUGAGUGUGGAACACACGUUUUUGCCUGUGACCUUCCUUGCAACAUUUCCAGAUGUGACGUGGAUUCAGAAGAUGAGUGGCUAAGUUCCAAAGCUCUUCCGCUCCUAAAUCAUGUCUUCGAAACACAGGAGCGGAGACCUUUGCACUGGAGGCACAGCGCAGCUGGAUCCUCUGACUUCACACCACACUGAUGGAAUCUGCGCGAUGUGUGAUUGCAGCAGCGGCAGCUUUCUGUAGCCACGCUGCUGUGUGAUUCUGUGUAAGCCAGGUCCCGGUGCAGUCUUGGGGUUAGGGAUCAGGUGGGUGGGGCGGCACUGGUAAACACGCCUGGCCCGUGGUAUUCUGAAUUCUGCCCCUGGCAGGAUGUAGCCAGACAUGCUGACUGGUACAGAGGUGGUGCAGACUGGUCCCCAGCUUCAGGGGAGGAGCAAGACUGAAUUUCCUUUGGUUUUCUAGCUUUCAUAAAACACCACCCCCCAAAGCUCACUUGAGAGUUGGUUGGUCACUAUGGAUAGGGUCUCUUAUUAAGAAUGUGGGGAAUCUGAACCUUGAAACUUGGUCUGUGAACUGGAAAUGUAACAAUAAAAGCAGUUGCUCUGUCUCCUCUGCAAGAGGCUUUGCUCCAAGUAUUUCUAA